Molecule: messenger RNA, 2391 nt
Organism: Stylophora pistillata
Lineage: Eukaryota; Metazoa; Cnidaria; Anthozoa; Scleractinia; Pocilloporidae
Source: RefSeq, a predicted model, not a curated record
AUCCUUGUUAGAUGGUCUUAACAGGUAACUAACUGCAUUAUCUAUUGAAUGGAGGCCUAUUUGCGGGUUUUUUUGUUUGUUUUUGUUUUUUAUCUUUUGGUUGUUAUUUUUGUUCUGAUGGUUCUUUUUUUUUUUACUUUGUUUUUACGUUAACACGAAGAUUCUAUUGAUGAGGGAAAAGAGUCCUUAGUCAAGUGGAAACCUGUUGACGCUUAUGAAAGUCUCACUGUUCUCCCGGUCGAAUACCGGUAUUCAUGACAACAACUUGGAGUUGAGGUUAUGGAGCGAACACGUGCAAAGGUACUUGAAAGUUUCCAUUAUAAUUUCAUAACACGGUCUCUUUCUCUUCUUUUUUGCAGUGCCUUUGACCAUCUUAAACAAGAUAUUUACAGCAUAAAUAAGGGGAGUUUCUUUUGGGAAAUAGAACUGGAAAACUUGCCUUUCAUGCACCUUUGUUGGCAUCAUCGUUUACCACGAAAAUCACCUCAAUUAAGGGCAGCUUGGAAGGAAGCCAGAGAAGAAUUUGUGAGGAUGUUGGCUCCUGGCUUAAUCAAUUUGCUUCUCUCCCUUUUAGUUUUAGAAAUCUCACGUGUGAUUGUUCAUUCAUCUGCGUCUCCAAAGCUAGUUCUAUCAACCGCAAGCCCUACUCCAACGACAGGAGCUUCGACUGGGAGUUCAACAACAACAUCACCAGAUGCUGGUGAAGGGCCGUAUUGUGGACAGGGGCUAACAUGUGGUCCAUAUUGUCAGCUCCUUUGCCUUAACAUGCACAAUUAUUACCGAGACCUACAUGGCUCUCCACCAUUGGAGUGUGACCAAGAGUUGGCGACAUCUGCCCAAGAAUGGACAGACCAGCAAGCUGCUAAAGGUUAUAUGCACCAUUCUGAAUGGACGGACAAAUUUACUGAGAGCAUCUCUUGGAAAGGAUGGGGUUGGGAAGGAAUGGAUAAGAUGGAAGGAGCCAUUGCUGGUGCAGUGAGAGGCUGGUAUUCAGAGAUUAAGAACGGUUACAAUUACCAAACAGGCCGAGGAACUGGCGUCAUUGGACAUUUCCAAGCGGUUGUGUGGGCAGGAGAGACCAGGUUGGGCUGUGGACUCAACAUCAAGCCAAAUGAUGGUACUUACGUCACGGCACAUUACGCUCCGCCUUCUCACACGAGCAUGGAAAAAGAAAAAAUAGCUCCAGAUAAUGUUAAACCCAGGAGAUCACCAGAACCAGGCUGCAAUAUACCUUCUAGUGGCCGUGAAUUGUGCCGUCCAGAUCUGACAGCACCGUUCGUGAACCCGGGAAAUUGUCCCCUUGAAUGUUGCUACGACGACAUGUUUAUGGGUGAGCGGUCGGUAAAGUUUUACAGUCGCAAGGGACGUACUUGGUGUUUUAAGAGGCAGUGAAGAAAUCAAUUUUAGAAAUCAAAACACAACAAACGCAGUCUUGUAGCUUCACAACAAAUGAGGUGUUGUGAUUUGCCCAUUACAGGUGCUCGGUCAUUACAUAACAAAACUCAAACCUCCCCCGUUUUUUAACCCCUCCGCUCAACCUUGUUCCCAGGGCCUUUUUCCUUAAUUGGAAAAAGGCCUGGGAACGAGGUUGUCCCUCGCUGCCGUAUCGCCCUUUUCUUCUGGAUGGACUGUGAGGGAAAAUUCCUUAAACGGUGUGAGUGAAAACUUUAAGCCGUUCACAUAGUUAUGGGAUGACUGUUUGGAGACCAAUUUGAAUUUCUUGGAGUGAAGACACAGGCGAGAGCUUUCAAGUAUUUUUUCGAACUACAUGUGGGAAUCAUAAUAAUGAGUCACACGGACAACUUGUCCACAUGUCUUCAGGGAAAAGAAAAGUCAGCUUUCCCUUGACAAAUGAUUGCAAGCAUGACAGUAAAGACUUGGCAGGUUGUAAGCAGCAAUGAAAUCUUCUAGCAGAUUUUGCAGCCACAACCUCCGCGAAAGAGAAGGCGGAUGAUGGAAAAACCGCAGGAGACCAUCCAAAAAGUGCAAAAGACUACUUCCGAUCCAUUUACUUUGAAGCUCUAGACCUUGUAAUUUAUUUCAUACUCGACAGACUCAGUAAACCUGGAUACAAAUUAUAUUCCCGACUAGAGUUACUUUCGGUGAACGUAGUUAACAGAAAUGAUUUCUAUAAGCAUCUUAAAUCUACCUGUGAUUUUUUUUAAUGAGACAAUUUGGAGAACAAUUUGCUGCUGUCACAGUUACAAACUCUAAGAGUGCUUCUUGGUACUGAGACAGACCUCGAAUUGAGUGAUCAGAACGUGAUAGUGAUAGUGAUAGUAAUAGUGAUAACAGAACAACUACUUGCAGCAAUUAAUGCUGAAUUGCGAGUUGUUUUACAACACUGUGCAGGGGACUUUACCAGACUGCUAGUAGCAGUUUACAAUCAAU